Molecule: messenger RNA, 489 nt
Organism: Necator americanus (New World hookworm)
Lineage: Eukaryota; Metazoa; Nematoda; Chromadorea; Rhabditida; Ancylostomatidae
Exons: 1
Coding region: 1-489 (162 amino acids)
Source: RefSeq, a predicted model, not a curated record
AUGACGAUCUGUACUUACAACGCACGUACGCUUGCAUCGGAAGCUGCCAUCGAAGAUUUGAUGAUGCAAGCCAAGAAGAUCAAGUACGACGUCAUCGGACAGACCGAGACGAGACGACGUCACCCUCUCAACGCCGUAUAUGAAACUGGAGAAGAACUGUUCUUAGGAACAUGCGACAGUAGAGGUGUUGGUGGAGUUGGCGUCCUCGUAAACACGAGUAUGGCAAAGAACAUCGACUCUUUCGAACAACUUACGACCCGAAUCGGACGUCUGCAGAUGAGAAGAUGUGGUCCAACACCAGCUUUGACUAUCUUCGUCGCUUACGCUCCAACAUCAAGCUACGAUGAAGAAGUCGAAGCUUUCUAUAGGGACCUGGAGAAGUUCUACCGAGAAGAUCAUGCCUUCUACAAGGUCAUAAUUGGCGAUUCCAAAGUUGGCCCAAGAAGAACGCCGAAGGAACUUCACAUCGGGACCCACGGCCUACAAUAG